CAAUUUUCGGCCCGUUUGUGGCCAUUGGAAGCGCUUUAAUCCCCCUGACGAUGUUGUUACUUCGCAUCCCAAUUUCAGUGAUAGAGAAGCUCGUCUCUCUCUGUCUAUGGAUACUAGGAGCCCUCAGUACUGCCAAAGACGAACAUGAGAAAUAGGAAGUCAAUGGUGGACUGGUCCAUGCUGACGGCAGCGACUUGAUGAAGGUGGAGUCGCUGCCUCCCGGCCUCCGGCCAAAGCUGAUGCCAAGGCACGUUGCAGUAAUCAUAGAUGGCAAUGGCAGGUGGGCUCGCCGCCGGUGGCUGCCGGCAUCGUUGGGCCAUGCAUUUGGAGCGCUGUCCUUGAGGGAUCUCAUAUGUAGUAAAUGGGGGAUUAGGGUGCUCACUGUGUUUGUAUUCUCUACCGAGAAUUGGUCUCGAAACAAGGUAGAGGUUCAAUUCUGAAUCCUGAUGGGUCUGAUCGUAAGAGCGAUUGAAUUCAAGCUGCAGAUUUAUUCAAGGGAUGGGGUGCGAAUAUCCAUCAUAGGAGACUCAUCAAAGCUUACCAAGUCAUUGCGACGAGUAUUGAUUAAGGUAGAGCAGUUGACAAAACAGAACUCCCAGUUCCACCUCAUUUUCGCGAUUAACUACAGCAGGAAAUCCGACGUAACCCAGGCCUGCAAAAGUAUUGCUCACAGAGUGAAAGAUAGUCUCAUCCAUCCAGAAGACAUUGAUGAGGAAUUGAUCGAGAAAGAAUUAGCAACCAGCUGCGUUGAGUUCCCUUGUCCAGAUUUACUAAUAAGGACAAGCGGUGAACUCCGACUGCGUAACUUCAUGCUGUGGCAAUUAGCCCAUACCGAACUUUACUUCACCCAAGCUCUCUGGCCUGACUUCGGGAAAACUGAGUUUGUAAAGGCAUUACGUUCGUUCCAACAGAGACAUGGGCCGUAUGGUUCACCCAACGACUAAUGAAAUAGCUAGCCAUCUAGUAGCUGGUUCAUUUGUGGUUUGGCUACUACCUCUUUAUCGUUGCUCUGCGGAUCUUCUCUUCA
Messenger RNA from Punica granatum (pomegranate), 1027 nucleotides. The record is from RefSeq and is a predicted model, not a curated record. Lineage: Eukaryota; Viridiplantae; Streptophyta; Magnoliopsida; Myrtales; Lythraceae.